Molecule: messenger RNA, 2426 nt
Organism: Erinaceus europaeus (western European hedgehog)
Lineage: Eukaryota; Metazoa; Chordata; Mammalia; Eulipotyphla; Erinaceidae
Gene: VIT
Product: vitrin
Exons: 13
Coding region: 207-2126 (639 amino acids)
Biological process (GO): positive regulation of cell-substrate adhesion; extracellular matrix organization
Cellular component (GO): interstitial matrix
Source: RefSeq, a predicted model, not a curated record
CGCUGAGAGGUUGAUGCGAAUGUUCCAGUGGCUCCUCUGGGAAGGAAAAAGGAGCUUGGAUCUCUUCUCAUCUCUUUGCAGAGUGAUUUGGAUGGGAUCUGGGAGGCAGAGGAACAUAAGGGGAAAAGGCAGCCCUUUCUGCACGGUGCAAACUUUGUGGAAAAAAAAAAUUGCUUUCUUCAAGUGAGGGGUGUGUUCUGGAUCUGAUGGAGCUCCUGGCCCUCGCAAUGAAGACCUCUGUGAUUGAGAUGUUUUUUGUUUUGCUGGUGACCGGAGUAUAUUCGAAUAAAGAAGCGACCAAGAAGAGUAAAAGGCCCAAGUUCAUCGCACCUCAACUCCCCUGUGAAGUGAAGGCGGGAAGGAUCACCAAUGCAGAGUUUGUGGUGCAGUGCCCAGCAGGCUGCGGGGACCCCCAGUUCCAGGUGUAUGGCACCCACAUCUAUGCCUCCUACUCCAGCGUGUGCAGUGCUGCCAUCCACAGCGGUGUGAUCGAUGAUGACUCUGGUGGGAAGGUGCUGGUCCGGAAAGUCGCCGGGCAGCCAGGCUACAGGGGCAGUCUGUCCAACAGUGUCCAGUCGCUGUCCCUGCCCCGCUGGAGAGAAUCCUUCAUCGUCUCAGAAGGGAAACCCCCGAAGAGUGGAGCUUACCCUGAGGUACUCACAUUCUCAUCAUCUAAAAGCCCAUGGGAGAUGGUCACAGCAGGCAAGUGUAGCAAAGCCUCUCAGAAGCCACCAAGUCCCAGGACAGCUGCACGGCCGGCCACCCUGCUGCAGGUCCUAGGGUCCACAGCGAGCACCCCACAUACCGCUAUACCCACACUCUCCCUGCCUGAAGGCUCCCCCAGCACCAACCCUGGACCACCAGCCAGAAGCCCCCGGAGCCAGGAGUCAGGCUUUGUCCCAAAAGAAGAACAGAGCAUGCCAACACUGGAGCCCGUGUCCCAGGGAGACCCAAACUGCAAGGUGGACCUGGCCUUUGUCAUCGACGGCAGUUCCAGCAUCGGCAAACGACGCUUCCGCAUCCAGAAGCAGUUUUUGGCAGCAGCUGCCCAGGCCCUGGAUGUGGGGCCUGAAGGCCCACUGUUGGGCGUGGUGCAGUAUGGAGACAGCCCUGCCAUCCAGUUUGACCUUAAGACUCAUACAAAUUCCCGGGACCUGCAAGUGGCCAUAGAGAAGAUGGGUCAGCGGGGAGGGGCCUCCAACACAGGCCAGGCCAUCUCCUUCAUCACCAAGAGCUUCUUCUCUGAGGCCAAGGGGAACCGAGGUGGGGCCCCCAAUGUGGCUGUGGUGCUGGUGGAUGGCUGGCCCAGCGACAGGCUGGAGGAGGCCUCCCGCCAAGCCAGGGAGGCAGGUAUCAACGUCUUCUUCAUCACCGUAGAGGGCGCCGUGGGGGACGAGAAGCAGCUCCUGGUGGAGUCCAACUUUGCCGGCAAGGCCGCAUGCAGGCCCACCAGCUUCUUCCAGCUGGCUGUGCCCAGCUGGUCAGGCCUGGCCCGGAGCCUUCGGCCACUGCUACAACGAGUGUGUGCAGCUGAGCGACUGACCUGCAGCAGGACCUGCCUCAACUCAGCCGACCUGGGCUUCGUGCUGGACGGCUCAAGCAGCCUGGGACCCAGUCGCUUCGGGACGGUGCUGCAGCUGGCGGCCAACCUCAGCCGGCACUUUGAAGUGUCAGCGGCAGGGACACGCGUGGGGGCCGUGCAGUACACCUACGAGCAGCGGCUGGAGUUCGGCUUCCAGGAGCACCCCAGCAAGGCCGCUGUGCUGUCUGCCCUGCGCAACGUGGGCUACUGGAGUGGUGGCACCAGCACCGGGGCCGCCAUCCGCUUUGCCCUGGACACGCUCUUCCGGGCAUCUGGGCCCAGCAGGACCAAGCUCCUGGUGCUGGUCACUGACGGCAGGUCCUACGACGAUAUCCGAGGCCCAGCCAAGGCUGCCCACCAGCAGGGAGUGAUUGUGUAUGCCAUUGGCGUGGCCUGGGCCUCCCUGGACGAACUGCGAAUCAUCGCCAGCCCCCCGGCCAAAGACCACGUCUUCUUUGUCGAGGAGUUCGAGCACUUGCACCAGGUGGUCCCCAGAGUCAUGGAGAACAUCUGUGCAGAGUUCAACAUGCAGCCCCGGAACUAAAGGUGCAGCUGCCCCUGGUGGCCCUGCCCCAUGCCAAGCUCGAGAGACACCCCUGGGACUCUAACUGGAUCCCUGCAAUGGCGGGCAGAGAGAUGACUGAGCGCAGGUGGCUUUCUGUACUCACUACCUGCCUUAGUGAGAGGCUUCUCCUUGCUGCUUCCUCCCCAGAUGCUGGGGCUCUGCAGCUGAGAACUAGCUCCAGCACUUACCCCAGGGCUUCUGCCUGGCUCCUCAUUAAAUGCUAGAACCCUCCCCAAGCACCCAGACAGGAAAUGCUUCAUUAAAGCAUGCAGGGUGUGA